UGUCUGGGCAACAGCGAGGGUCGUGGAUGGUGGGAGGAGGGACAGAAGCAAAAGAAAGGACAGAAAAUAGAACGGAGGGACUGAUGGAAGCGGGAGAAGGGACCGCUGAAAAGGCGGUAGAGGGACAGACAGACACGGCUAGAAACGUAGCGGGCUAGAGGCUAGCUGUAGAAAGCGUUACCUCCUGCAUGGCAGCAGAGAAGUUACCACAAAGUAAAGACAAAUACAAGCAAUGAUGACACUGCAGGAACCUGCUCUGUGGUGAAAACUGGAAUUUUAUUGGAGUUUAGCAGGACAGAAGACCACCCCAUCGGAGGAAGCCUGUGACAAGACAGAGGGCACAGAGGAGCCAUGUCCACCACCACCUCUCAGCAACUGCCAAAGGAGGACGAGGAGGAAGAUGAGGAGCAAGGGGAGGAGUUUGUGUUUGAUGACAGCGAAGACGAGGAGAAGCCUCAGGAGGACGGCGAAGGGGUCGUGCAAUCAAACUCAAAACCAGUGUCACAAGCUGUGCAAGAUGUCACACAACAGGGAAUAUGUCCCCACAAGGAAGCAUCCAUUUCCACUGAAGAUGUUCCAGUUGGCGAGUCAGCCAGCAGGCCCUCUGAAGCAGCCCAGUUCAAUGCCUCAGCUCUGCAUGAGGGGGAGGAGCUUCCAUCACGUUCUGUGGCGCUAUCGGUGGUGGCGGCGGGGGCUGACUUGGGAGACUGCAACAGGGAAACUGUGAAGGAAAGCUCAGACGUCCCUGAAGCAUCACCUGAUUUUGAAGCCAACUCCAGGACGGAAGACUCCUUAGAGGUAAUCUACGAUGACGUCCCCUGUGAGGAGCCCCUCUCCCCUGAUGAAGACACGCUCUAUGAGGACGUCCAGAGGGACUGUGGACCUCCUGUUGCAGGCAACGGGUGGAGCUCCAGUGAGUUUGAGAGCUACGACGAGCAAUCGGAUGGCGAGACCAAAGUGCCAACACGCAGCAAGCUCUCUCCUGAAGUAAGGCGACUGAGGGAGCGCUGCGUCAAGACCAAACGUGAACUGGCCAUGAAGCUGUCUGGGAAGCACAACUAUGACGUCAAGGUGCAGCAGCUCAUGAAGGCGGCGAGAACCGGCACCAAGGAUGGGCUUGAAAAGACCAGAAUAGCCGUCAUGCGUAAAGUUUCCUUCCUUCACCGGAAAGACACUAUCGAAGAGGAGGACGACGCAGGGUACCUGGAUGUGGCCAUGUCAGAUGUGAAGCAUCCCCCACCGCAGCUGAGCGCCAUGCCGGAGGGGCUGACCAGCCACCAGGUUGUCAGGCGCCACAUCCUUGGCUCCAUCAUCCAGAGCGAGCACAGCUAUCUGGAGUCUCUCCGGAGGAUCCUGCAGGAAUACCACAGACCGUUGCUGGAGGCCGAUCCUCGCAUCCUGAGUUCGCGGAAGAUCCGGCUCAUUUUCUACAGAAUCCGGGAGAUCACGCAGUGCCACUCCAUGUUUCAGAUUGCACUGGCGUCACGCGUGGCCGAAUGGGAUAGUUGUGAGAAAAUUGGGGACCUGUUCGUCGCCUCGUUCUCCAAGUCCAUGGUGCUGGAUGUGUACAGUGACUAUGUGAACAACUUCACCAAUGCCAUGGCUCUCAUUAAAAAGGCCUGCCUAUCCAAACCGGCCUUUCUGGAAUUCCUAAAGAAGAAGCAGGCGUCCAGCGUGGACCGCAUCACUCUCUACGGCCUGAUGGUGAAGCCCAUUCAGCGAUUUCCUCAGUUCAUACUGCUCCUCCAGGACAUGCUCAAAAACACACCUAAGGGCCACGUGGACCGCCUACCUCUGCAGCUCGCCCUUACCGAGCUGGAGACAUUGGCUGAGAAGCUCAACGAGCAGAAGCGAGUUGCCGACCAGAUUGCAGAGACGCAGCAGCUUGCCCGCAGCGUCAGCGAUCGCCUGCUCAGUAAGCAACUGAACCUGGAGCAGGGGUCACUGGUCCAAUGCGAGACGCUUAUCGAGACUGUGUACGGCGAGCGAGGACAAGUCCUCAAAUCCAAGGAACGCAAGGUCUUCCUCUUUGAUGACGUCUUAAUCUGUGCCAACAUAAAUGUCAAGGGGUCCCCAGAUAUCAGCAGCCUGGUCCCAGUCGGGCCUAAGUACACCAUGAAGUGGAGCGCUCCCUUGCAGCAGGUGCAGGUAGUGGAAGUGGGUCAGGAGGCCUGCCAGAGCAAAGAUGCCGUCUUCCAGCAGAGUGGUGCCAAGCGGCAAGGCAUCACCCACGCCUCAGGUAAAUCCAUUCUGGGUCCUCCGCGGCUCUACCAAGAACUGCAAGAACUACAGCAUGACCUUUGUGUGGUGGAAGAUGUGACGCUGCUGGUGGGAACACUGCAGGGAACGUACCAGAACCUGAACACCACGGUAGCCCAGGACUGGUGUUUGGCUCUGCAGAGGCUUAUUCGUAUCAAAGAGGAGCAGAUCCAGAGUGCCAACAAGUGCCGCUUACGCCUGCAGGUGCCCGGCAGGCCAGACAAGUCCGGCCGUCCUGUCAGCUUCAUGGUCGUCUUCAACACUCCCAACCCCCUCAGCAAGAUCUCCUGGGUCAACCGGAUGCACUUGGCCAAGAUUGCACAACGGGAGGAAAAUUCGCCAGGCUGGCUGUAUGGCGAGCAUGAGGGAAAGACCAUGGCCCCCUUUUGGUGUCCGCUGCUGGCCUGUCACAUGCCUGUUUUUGCUACCAAGUUCCCUGAAAGAAAGCUUGAAGCUGCCAUCCACAAUCCUGUUCACUGCGCAGUGUUGGGCUUCUCGGCAGCCAGCACCUCCUUACCUCAAGGCUUUCUCUGGGUGGCUGGUGGUGGCGAAGCCUCUCAGGGCCAAAUAGAGAUAUUCUCCCUCAACAGACCUGUGCCGAGGGCGGUCAAGAGCCUGCAAAUAAGCGCCGCCAUCCGGUGUCUAGAAUAUGUGCCGGAAUCUUCUUCGACUGAGGAAGCAGAUCCUGGAGAUCACAAGGCCACACCGGGAAACUGCGCCAACAUCUGUGUCGGGUUAGAUGAUGGACGAAUUUUGGUCUACGGCAGCGUGGACACUGCGGCUCAGUGCCUCCUGACCCUUAGUAAUCCUGAGGGUUGCCCCGUCCUGUGCCUGAAACACUCGCCUUGCUUCCUCUUCGCUGGCCUCCGCAAUGGAACCAUGAUGGUUUAUGGGAGAAAAGACGGUGAUGAUCUUUGGGACCUGGACUCCUGCAGAAGUGUGAAGUUGGGUUCAGAGCCGGUGCGGACGCUGUUGGUACUGGACGACUUGGUGUGGGCGAGCUGUGGGAACUCAGUCACGGUGGUUGACGUUGCCAGUCUCAGCACUCAGACAUUUGAGGUCCACCCUGACCCGAUGGUGAGCGUCACACACGUGGCGUGUGCCGGCGGAGGCGUGUGGAUGGCGUUCUCUGAGGGCUCCUCCAUUCGUCUCUUUCACACGGAGACAUUGGAGUUACUGCAGGAAAUAAACAUCUCGACGCGCUCCACGAUGCUCAACAUGGGCCAAGAGAGCAUGCGAGUCACCAGUCUGCUCAUCUGUCAAGGACUGCUGUGGGUCGGUACCGCCCAAGGCUUAAUUAUCACUCUGCCAGUUCCCAAAUUGGAAGGAAUCCCCAAGAUUACAGGAAAGGGAAUGAUCUCCCUAAACGGCCACUGCGGGCCCGUGGACUUCCUGGCUGCCACCAUCAGCACCUUGUCUCCCGACCUACUGAAGAGGGACUCGAUUGGGGAUGGGCCUGACUCGGCCUGCGGAGGCGAGGAACACAGUGACACCUCCUCUCAGGAGUCCCUGCAGCAGUCCAGCUCCCAGCCAGGCGAGGGGCGGGGCAAAGGGCGGGGCGUCCUCCUGCGCUACAAACUGCGCUCCACGUCGGGGCUGCCCGGGCGACCGCUGACAGCACUCGGAGAUGAGGCGUCCGACUCGUCCUUGGAGUCUUUGGAACACAGCGUGGAAGAUGGCUCCAUAUACGAGCUCAGCGACGACCCUGAGAUGUGGGUGCGGGGGCGUCCCUCCGAGAAGGAUGGGAGGAGCAAGGACAGAGUGGUCUCUGCUGCCAUUAUCUCUGGAGGUAAAGGCUUUCGGAGGCUAAGAGAAGGAGCGCCCGUGGGUGCUCGGGCAAGUGGGGAGGCUGUAGAAAACGUUCUUCUGGUGUGGCAGCUCCCACUGACUGUGUAGUUUGGAACGUAAAGAGCAGGGACUUGAGUAUUUAUAACAACCUAGCUUGACCUAACUUGAGUUCCACUUGCUUAAAGGCUGUUUGAGGAUGUAAGCUGAGUGUCCACUCUACCACGUUGUCCAUCUCAGGCGGAAUGGUGGGAGAAAUCGUUGGGACAUAGAUGAAAGACAGAUGCAUCACCUCACAGUGUUUCUGCCUCGACUGGCAGCAAAGCAGCCAAAUAGGAAGACAGCAUGUAAUGACGUGAGCAUCACCGCGUCCACACACAGCAGAUACUAUCAGUGCCCAACACAGAGAACAUUUCUACUGCAAUGUGAGGUGGACGCACGCUGAUGAUGUGUUCACAGACUCCUUGUUUUGUUUGACAGUUGACAAACAGCUUGAAAAGCACAUUACCACCCCCUGCAGGACUGGAGUGGAGCAGUACCAACCGGAAUGUACCGCCUGGGCGCUCAAGUCGCUAGCUUGGACUUUCCCUCAUGCACUUUGAUUUUAACCAACAACAAGUGUAUAUUUCAAUUGUACAGUGUGUGCUCAACAUCUUACGCUCAAACCCUCAGUCAAAUGGCUACUGCGGUACUGUCCGACUCGGCAACGGCGUGUUGUCGGGGUCGUCCUCCUGCCCUUAAAAUGCCUCACCUCAUUGUGGCCGUGCACGCCUUUGUUGAACGCAAAGUCCAAGAUGGACGUCUUUCGUGUGGUCAGCUGACAGUCUGUGGACGACCUCACGAUGCACGUUAGUUUCACUUCAUUAGCGCCGGCAGCCUCUCAUUCGUCCUGCUCAAUGUGAACGUCUCAAGAUGGACAAUGUGCUCGUCCGUCUGCAGGAGCCAGAAGCUCCGCUUGCACGAUGAAGGACGAUGAAACAAACAGCAAUAACUUUCUUGCACAUUUUUUAAAUACUAAUGUUUUUUUUAACACAUCUAAUAGGAAGAUUUUAUACGCUGCGGCAAGUGCUUCUUUUUAUUGUCUGUCUAAUAAAUAAUAAACAGGAUUAAGGCAAUAGUGAAAAGGAAAUACACUCACCAAAUAUAUAAACACUUGUGUUUUUGCGCCCAUCUGUCAAGUUGCAGCAUGACAAUGCAAGGAAAUGUGCACAAUUCCUGGAAGCUGAAAACAUCCCAUUUCUUGCAUGGCCAGUGUACUCACUGUUUGGGAUGUUCUGGUUUCGUUUAUACGGUAUGGUGGUCACAUCCGAUACCGACUGGUUUGUCACAAUACAGUAAAAUUGCACAUUUGGGGUGACCUUUUAUUGUGGCCAGCCAAAGGCACACCUGUGCAGUAAUCCUGCUGUCUCAUGAGCAUCUUGAUAUGCCGCACCUGUGGCUAGAUUAUGAAUUAUGUACGAUGAAUGCUCACCAACACAGGUUUAGACAGAUUUGUACGAAACAUUUGAAAGCGAUAGGCCUUUUGCGGACAUGGAAACUGUUUUACAUCGGAAUUCAGCUCAUGAAAGAUGGGGGGCAAAAGUGUUGUGUUUAUAUUUUGUUGAGAGUAAAUAAUAAGAAUGUCUUGUUUUUUUCAAGUCAAAAAGUAAGCAUUUUGUUACAAUUUUACAAGAAUCCCCCCUUUUGUGUUUGGGUUUUUUUGUGUACGAUCCAAUUCAGCGAUGGAAGGUUGCUAGAGGGAGUGUUGCGUGUAAGUCCUGUGGGAAUUUUGACUAUUGCUUGUUAAAAAGCUCAACUUUAUUCUUUGAAUGUUGUUACUUUUGAAUGGAAAAACAUACAAAUAUGACUUUUACUUGCAAAAUUCCUACUUUAUUUUCAAAAGAUUAGGAUUUUUUUUCUUGGAAAAAAUAAGACGUUUUUUCUCCUUAAUAUUUUGAGUUAAUCCUUGCAAUAGCACGAGUUUCAUGUAGAAGAGUUCUGAUUUUCACUAGGGGUGUCACAAGAUCUCAUUUCACGAGAUCUUGUGAGGUUAAAACCUGACAAGAUUGCUCGUUCAGGAAAAAUAAAAAAUUUGCCAGCCUCGAUAUACUGCCAUGUUCAUGCGCGUCUGUUUUUUACUUGUCUCUUGCCUCCAAACAGGCAGGGAGAGGGUUCACUCUGUGCAUUGGUUUCAGCACCUUGGCACGUUUGUUCCAUAGAACGACGGCAUGAACGGAGUGAGCUUUUUUGUCAGUCAUACAGUCGCUUCGUCUUGGUGGGUGGAGGCAGGGCCGGUAGCAUACACACGGUGCAGAAGAGUGUAAGAUAGUAGAAAUGAAAUUAGUAGAUUGCAUAUACUGUCAUAUUAUUAUCGUUCUCAUGGACCCAAUCUCGUGUAUCGUCUCAUCUCAUGAGCAGCCUUGUGACACCCCUAGCAGUCACCCCUGAACAGUCUGGUCUGAUUGGUUGUGCUCCUCGUUCUCAAAACAGCCUCAAACCUGCAGGAAUGGCGCAAAACAGAUAAUUGGGACAGAAUUUGGCACAAAAAACUAUGACCGCUUUAGGCUGCUAGAGUCAUGUGAUAAUGUGGAGAGCAUUUUCUUUGCAUAUACAAUAUGGUUCCCUUUGCGUUGUAGAUAAAAGGCCACAAGUGAGUAUUUUCAAAGGUUAACCUCUGAUUUGUUUUGAUUUUCAAUCAAUUUCCCAUCAGAAAACAAUGGAAUUAAAUAAUAAAUUAUGCGUUCCAGGGUCAGACUGUCAUCAUUAUAAAACCUUUAUGAACUGUACAGGCAAUGUUUUUUAUUUAAUUGUAAUUUGAACAUUUUAACUGUAAUACAAGUGUAAAAAGAAGUUAACCACUGUAAUAUUAAAAACAACGAUCAGUGCGAUGAGCUAAAUGAGUCGCUUCACAACAUCACAAUCCCCAUUAUUGAAGUUGGUCCCUUCUUGGUGUAAGGGUUGCAAAAAAAUCCAAAGAAAAAGCAAAACAAGCACUCUCCAGUGACGCACGGCAGCAAGUUGUCAUAAUUGUGGGUGGUGUCUUGACUGGAUAUAUGUUAAAAUUCUAAUACCUGGUAUAAUUCAUCAAAUCAAAAAUGUAAAAAAAAAUGAGGUCGCUGGCAACUUUGCUGCUAAUCACGUGUCUGCAAGUCAGAAUAAAUCUCGUGUGAUUUCCAGCUGAGCAACUAACGGUGAAGGUUACGUGGCUCAGUUUGUGCGCCUGGAGUCUUUACUUAACCUUCCUGCCAGGCGAUGAUUCUGCCCUUAUCCUUUCAUCAUCCGUCUAUCUGCAGGAAUUAUUCCACCAAAGGAAGACGAUGUAAAGCCGCCUCGCCGGCUGUCAUCUAAAUGUAAAUGUAUGUGUCGCAUAUACGAAAGGUAUACGCAUAUUUCUUUGUGGCGACACCCUGGCGGUCAGUGUGGUCUCUGUUUGUAUUCCUGUUGAUGAAAUAUACAUGAUUCCAACAAAAAGGAACACUAUUCCCAAGCCCUGCGCUUAUCCCGUCCGUGGACAUGUGUGCUUUCACCUCUUUUAUUUGCCUCGUGUGUGACCCAUACAAAUAACAACGACCUACUAACUGAUGCCGUUACUGCACUCGUGUCAUUAAAGCAAUAUUCUUUCAAGCAAAGUGUUGCAACUGUGAUUUCUUUUUCAAAAGAGGCACAUUUUUUAUUCGUUUUUCAUAGUCACAUUUUUACUGCUAAGUGGAUUUAUUUUUGCACUUUUUCCUCGAUUGUUCCCGCGCGUUACAAAAGCAACGUUAAAAGAUGCUUACCAGCGAGGUCUGCUCAAAUUAUUACGACACAAGCGGCACUGCUUUAUUGCCAUCAUAAUUAACUUAUUGUUUUCCUCGCAAUUACCGUGGCUUGUUAACAUGAUACGACUUUUUCUUGCAAUUUAAGACUUUUAAGCAUGGCCAAGGCUCCGAGACUCCAUUUCUUAAAUGAGCUUUGCAUUUUUUUCAUUCUGUCUUAAUAAAUCCCUUCGUAGAGUGUACCAAGCGCCUCACCUUAAAUAAACACCUGCUUUUUUUUCUCAAGAAAAAAACCAACAUAUAUUUUCCUUUCUUCAGGUUUCUUGCUGGCUAAAUGUUUAUUAUUAUUUAUGGAAACGUGUGUGGUUGGAACCCUUUAAAAAAAUAUAUACCUGCCUUUUAAAGAGAAGCUCAAUCAUCACAAUAAGUUGCCAUUUGUAUGUAUAUAAUACUAUAUUUGUACGUUAAAAUAAAAAGCAGAUAUUUGAAUACACUACAUGUUAUUUUAAUACAUUUUUUGUGGGGGAAAAAAAGUCACUGAAUUAAAUGAAAAGAAACCCAGGAGUCCGUUAAAUAAACUCCAGUAUAUUUUUUUUACAUUUUCUAUAUGAAGUCAAAGCACUUUGUGUGUAUUUCCCAAAAUAUUAGGUACAACAGUUGCUUGCAUUUACACAUCUUCGUAAUUGUGUAGGCGCUCCCUACUGAUGUGGAGGACGAACUGCUACCAGGUGAACAUACGUAGUCCUUGACCUUUAACGUUAUUUCAGUCGUAGUUCUACAAAAUGUACAUUGAGCUGUCCAGCGGCAACCAUCCCCUUUUCCCCAAGAAGCGCCCGUAUUUUGCCCUCCUUUCCCAUCACCCUUUCAUUUAAAGUCUUCUGUAAAUUCCUUGUAUUUGAACUUUUAUAAAAACAACUGCAGGUGACAAUAGUGACGGUAUCCACACUUGAGCAACAGCAAUCUGCGAGGAUGAUAGUGUAGCGAAUUGGCAGUAGAUAGUCAAGUCUUUCCACUCUCGAAUAAAAUGAAGGAAUUCCCCGCCUUAUUUUCCAGAGAUCCUUCCAUCCAAUCCUUCCAUAGGGUCUCUGGGGUAUGCUGGAGCCUAUCCCAGCUGACUUCGGGGGAGAGGCGGAGUACACCCUAGACUGGUCGCCGGCCAAUCGCAGGGCACAAACAAUCAUUCACACUCUGGACAAUUACGAGUCGCCAGUUAACAUGCGGAGUACCCGGCGAAAACCCGCAAACUCCACACAGAGAUGCCCAAGGGUGUUUCCAACCCAGGUCCUGAUCUCCUGACUGUGUGGCCAACAUGCCAACCACUCGGCCACCGUGCGGCCCAUUUUCCAGAAAUGUUCCCUUAUUUUCAAAUGCAAAUGUUGAUAAGUGGCUUUGGUGAUUUGCUGACACUAAAGGUGCAUAC
Molecule: messenger RNA, 9198 nt
Organism: Dunckerocampus dactyliophorus (ringed pipefish)
Lineage: Eukaryota; Metazoa; Chordata; Actinopteri; Syngnathiformes; Syngnathidae
Gene: arhgef10la
Product: Rho guanine nucleotide exchange factor (GEF) 10-like a
Exons: 27
Coding region: 352-4155 (1267 amino acids)
Biological process (GO): positive regulation of stress fiber assembly; SREBP signaling pathway; actin cytoskeleton organization
Cellular component (GO): cytosol
Molecular function (GO): guanyl-nucleotide exchange factor activity; protein binding
Source: RefSeq, a predicted model, not a curated record